CGGUGAAUCUUGCCAUCCCUAUUGCAGGGAGGCUACGCGGAGGGGAAACCCCACCCACCGCAUCAUCACUUCCAUAGAAGUUCUAUGGAAGCGUGACGGUGAAUUUAUAUCUUAACUUUGCCAGAUCAGUUUGAUUUAACACCAGCUUGUAGCAACAGGCAACAAUGGCUCACUCCAGCAAGUGCAAGUUUAACUUGACAACGCGCUGGGAUUCUUACAGGAAUGCAUGCGUUUCUUGCCUAGAAAGAUAUCCCAUAAAGCCGGGUAAAGAGUUUUCAGCAAAUUGUGGGUUCAGCGAUGAUGGAGGACGGCAUGAGUGGGAGUAUAAGUAUUGCAGUAGCGGAACUUACAACAAUGGCAGCUUCCUGAGAUGUAAAUACUGUACGUCAUGCUCCCCGGUCUCCGCUAACUGCACUCCUACAGCAGACACUCAAUGCUGUUUAAAUGUGGAGCAUACCACUGGAAUGUGCAAGGAUGGAGUCACGGUAGUGCUGACAACAGCUGGUCAAACUACUUUUGGUCAAACUACUUUUGGACGGAACCCGAUUAAUCAUCAUGAAAGUGUGUUAUGGAUCAUCCCCGUAAUUCUGGUCUCUGCCAUUCUGUUUUACAUCCUGAGGCGGCGGAACAUCAGGUUCUGGUGUACCAAAGAAACAGGGAUGGAAAACCACAGAAAGUCCCCGUGUAGCUCCAAAACAGGAACAGAAACUCAACACGACACCCUGGUACCAUGUGUGACAACAAGUUUUGAUGACAUCAUUGCACCUGGACUGCAAGCGGCACCAUUACAACUUCUGCUGAACAACUUGGAUGUGCUGGAGGAGCUGCUGAUCUUGCUGGACCCAGAUGUCAAGGGAUUGAGGAGCACUCGUCACCUGGCUGCCCGCUGCGAUUUCUCAUCCACCUGGAUUAACUAUGCUUACUUCAGGAGAGACAGCAAGAGCCCCCUAGUGGCCAUGUUGGAGGCAGUUGCUACCCGAUCUCCGGAGUGGACGGUGGGCCAACUGGCCUGGCUUCUUCACGAUAUUGACCGGCAUGAUGCUGUCAAUGUCCUCACGAAACUCCAUCAACCCCAGGAACAAGUUUAAAUACUUAAAUACAAGAAUGCUUUUCGAAUGAAUUUGACUAUCUGGCCCUUAGGGCCAUGUUAUUUUCCUAAUGUUAACUAAUCGUCCUUUAGAGCUUACUGUAUAGCUGUGGGAAGUGUCAGUUUAAUUUUUCUAAAACUAGAUUACACAUUUGGGACUGGAUCAAAGCAUCAGGGGAGGCAGUAGUUUGAUUUCCAAUGGCAGCUCUACGAAUGUAAGGUAUGUAAGGUAAGCAAGUAUACCAAUUCACCAAACCACCAGUAUUUACAGUAGCCAAAGCAGCAGAUUGCUUUAGCUUUGACCGCAGCUAUUAUACAAGCACUAAACCGUACUACCUACAAUAAACACCACUGCAAGUGCAUUGGACAAAACCAGAGAUUUAUUUUACAAUCAUAAAGAUAUGUUAUCAUGA
This is a messenger RNA of Clupea harengus (Atlantic herring), 1500 nucleotides long. It is a transcript of the gene igflr1, whose product is annotated as IGF like family receptor 1. The record is from RefSeq and is a predicted model, not a curated record. Lineage: Eukaryota; Metazoa; Chordata; Actinopteri; Clupeiformes; Clupeidae. Gene Ontology annotation, molecular function: protein binding. Gene Ontology annotation, cellular component: plasma membrane.